AUGAGGUUCCGUAUCUACAAAUGGAAGGUGCUAAUCCUGACGCUCGUGGUGGCCGCCUGCGGCUUUGUCCUCUGGAGUAGCAAUGGGCGACAAAGAAAGAGCGACGCCCUUGCCCCGCCGCUGCUGGAUGUGGAGCCCCUACGGGGUGCGGGCCAUGUCUCCAUGGCCGUGUCCGUAGACAUCCGCAGGGUUUCUAACGAAUCGGCCGCUCCUCUGGUUCCCGCGGUCCCGUGGCCCGAGGUGGACAACCUAACACUGCGGUACCGGUCCCUGGUGUACCAGUUGAACUUUGAUCAGAUGCUGAGGAAUGUCGAUAAUGUCGGUACCUGGAGCCCCGGAGAGCUGGUGCUGGUAGUCCAGGUGCAUAACAGGCCGGAAUACCUCUGGCUGCUGAUAGACUCGCUUCGCAAAGCCCAGGGUAUUCAUGAAGUCCUAGUCAUCUUUAGCCAUGACUUCUGGUCCGCAGAGAUCAACAAUCUUAUCUCUAGGGUGGAUUUCUGCCCGGUUCUGCAAGUGUUCUUUCCAUUCAGCAUACAGCUGUACCCGAAUGAGUUUCUGGGUAGUGACCCCAGAGAUUGCCCCAGAGACCUAAAGAAGAAUGCAGCUCUGAAAUUGGGGUGCAUCAAUGCCAAAUACCCGGACUCCUUUGGCCAUUACAGAGAGGCCAAAUUCUCACAAACCAAACAUCAUUGGUGGUGGAAGCUACAUUUUGUAUGGGAAAGAGUCAAAGUUCUUCAGGAUUACGCUGGCCUUAUACUUUUUCUGGAAGAGGACCACUACAUAGCCCCAGACUUUUACCAUGUCUUCAAAAAGAUGUGGAAAUUAAAGCAGCAGGAGUGUCCUGGGUGUGACGUCCUCUCUCUAGGGACCUACACCACCAUUCGGAGUUUCUAUGGCAUUGCUGACAAAGUAGAUGUGAAAACUUGGAAAUCGACAGAGCACAAUAUGGGGCUAGCCUUGACCCGAGAUGCACAUCAGAAGCUGAUCGAGUGCACGGACACUUUCUGUACUUACGACGAUUAUAACUGGGACUGGACUCUUAAGUAUUUGACUCUAGCUUGUCUUCCUAAAAUCUGGAAAGUCUUAGUUCCUCAGGCUCCUAGGAUUUUUCAUGCUGGAGACUGUGGUAUGCAUCACAAGAAAACAUGUAGGCCAUCCACCCAGAGUGCCCAAAUUGAGUCAUUAUUAAAUAAUAACAAACAGUACCUGUUUCCAGAAGCUCUAGUUAUCGGUGAGAAGUUUCCUUUGGCAGCCAUUUCCCCUCCUAGGAAAAAUGGAGGGUGGGGAGAUAUUAGGGACCAUGAACUCUGGAAAAGUUAUAGAAGACUGCAGUGA
Molecule: messenger RNA, 1335 nt
Organism: Apodemus sylvaticus (European woodmouse)
Lineage: Eukaryota; Metazoa; Chordata; Mammalia; Rodentia; Muridae
Product: alpha-1,6-mannosyl-glycoprotein 2-beta-N-acetylglucosaminyltransferase-like
Exons: 1
Coding region: 1-1335 (444 amino acids)
Biological process (GO): oligosaccharide biosynthetic process; protein N-linked glycosylation
Cellular component (GO): Golgi membrane; Golgi stack
Molecular function (GO): alpha-1,6-mannosylglycoprotein 2-beta-N-acetylglucosaminyltransferase activity
Source: RefSeq, a predicted model, not a curated record